AUGACUGAUCAAUAUGUUGUAUCAAUGAUUGAUACAACUCGAAAGAUUUCAUUUGAUAAUAAUACACUUUUAACAAGUUCAACAAUUAAUGCAUUACAUUUUCCUGGUCUUACAAUAUCUGGAAGAUUGGAUACAGGUGGUAGUCGACCAACAAGUUUUCUUUCUGAUAAUAUUGGAAUGUGUGAAUCAAUGACAGAAAGUUUUUCGUCAGCAGGAGGACAAGAUGAAACAAUAUUAAUUAAUCAAACAAAUAUUCAUCAAUCAGAUAUAUCAAUAACAAAUGAUAAUUUAAAAGUUGAAAGAAAAGAUUCAAUAGCACAAAAAAAACGACGUUCACGUAAAUCACAAUAUGAUGCAUCAAUUGAUACAACAUUAGCACUUGAUAAAAUUGAAUCUGUUAAUUUAUUUGAUGAACAAAAUGAAGCUGAUGAUGCCUGGUUAUAUGAAAUACCAAAAACUAAACAUAAAAAUGAUUCUACAACUGAUAAUAUAUUUUCUUGGGUACAUAAAGAAUUUAAAUCAAAUGAUAUACAAGCAAGUAAACAUCGACUUCUUUGUAAACUUGAUGAUAUGUCAAAUGCACGAACAAUACGAAGUUUGUCAUGUCAUAAUUUUGUUGAUAAUCAAAGAACUGAUAAUGUUAAAAGAAGUUUAACUGAACAACAAGUUAAUUCAGAACCCGUUAAAAGUGGUCGAUUGAAUUCGCCAUUACGUGCAAUUAGUCCUUUAUUAAAGGAAAAUGUCAAUACUCGAUCAAUAUCACCUGUUCAUUUAUCACCACGUCGAGCUAAUAUUAUAAUUACACAUGCUAAUGAAAAGAAUCCUAAUCAUACUACUGGUACAACAAGGAUACGAUCAAGAGAUACUUCAAGAGAACCUGAAAGAGAACCAUUAGAUUACACUGAUCUUGAAGAUCGUCCAGGAACUAAACCUCCUGUUGCUCCAAAAUCAACAAUAACAAGAAAUGGUGUUAAACCAAAUAAUAAUCGUGCAUCAACUAUUCAAACAAAUACGACUACUAAAACAAAUGGUUAUGAUGUAUCAACAGUUACACAAUCAAAAUCUUCAGUAACAUCAACGACACGUGCUAGUGUUUUACCACCAAAUUCAGCUAAUAAUAAUCGUACGCGACCAUCAACAAAUCGUCCAAUUCAAGCUUAUCGUGGUUCACAAACAUCUUAUAAUAAUAAUGCUAAUAAUAAUCCUAAAGUUCAAGUUACUACAUCAUCAUCUAUUCAACGAAAUAGUAAAAAACCACCUAAUAGUUUCGGUUCAACAUUUACUACUAAAGAAUUUAUAUCGAAUGAAAAUGGACUACUUACUGAUGUAAGUAAUAAACCAUUAAUAGCACCAACACGAUCACAAACUGGACCACAACGACGUACUAUAUUACCUCAUUCAUCAACAUAUUCAUCUGUUGAACGUAUUCCAUCAUCAUCGUCAUCAAUGAAUAUAACAACAAGUCGACAAACAAUUCUUCCACGUAGUUCAUCAUCAACAUUAAGUCAAGGAAGAAAAAGUGGAAUACCAACUGUUGGUAAACAACAAAAAUCUACUACUACAACUGUAACACGACCUACAUCGUCAAAUGUAAAUUCUUCUACUAAAUCUUCGGACAGUAUGGUGGUCACAAGAACUGUUCGAGGACAAAAAUCUAUAGCACGUCCUCAAAUAUCGUCAUGGAAUGAUGGAUGUUAUUAA
Rotaria sp. Silwood1 is the source of this 1701-nucleotide messenger RNA. The record is from the annotation of a GenBank genome assembly. Lineage: Eukaryota; Metazoa; Rotifera; Eurotatoria; Philodinida; Philodinidae.